Messenger RNA from Vicugna pacos (alpaca), 1576 nucleotides. RefSeq names its product synuclein gamma (gene SNCG). NCBI's taxonomy places the organism in Eukaryota, Metazoa, Chordata, Mammalia, Artiodactyla, Camelidae. Gene Ontology annotation, cellular component: cytoplasm; axon terminus; neuronal cell body. The record is from RefSeq and is a predicted model, not a curated record. Gene Ontology annotation, molecular function: cuprous ion binding. Gene Ontology annotation, biological process: synapse organization; chemical synaptic transmission; synaptic vesicle endocytosis.
GACACUGGGGAUGUGGGAGACCCGGGGGGAGGUGGCCCCACCCAACAUGUACCCAUGGGAGUCAGGAGUGGUGCGCGGGUGUUGAGUGGGGCUGCAGGAAGCGGUUGGAUGAGUCUCAGGGAACCUGCUGCCCAUCCAUGCUGGUGGCCCGGAAGUGGGGGGUACUUCAUUCCUAACUCAGCAUCUCUCACCCCUGGGCUCUGGGAGCCAGCAGGUGGGUGGAGACUCUGAGGGAGAAAGGAGCUGUCCUAGAGACACACAGUCUGUAUCCGGGGCCAGGGCACAGGGGAGCCCUUUGGUGUAUCUGCCUCAGCUCCUCCACCUGACCUUGCCCGAGCCCCGGGAUGGGGGCGUCCACUGUGCUAGUGAGUAGCCGGGCAGCCCAGGCCCAUCUGGGAGAUUGGCUACUCUUGCCUGACAGGUCUGUUUGGCUCUGACCCCUGCCCUACCUGGGAUACUGGUAGCAAAGUCACCUCCCCUCUCUGACCUCUCUCUGCCCCAGAGGUACACAGACAGCAGCCGCAGGCCUGGCAGCGUCCAGCCAGGGCCGCCCCUGUGGGCAUGCAGGGCAGCAAAUGAAUGAAGGGCAGUGAUGGAUAAGGAUGUAUUCAGCCCUCUACGGCCCCAUCUGGGUGGGUAGGGGGCAGGAGGGGAGGACUGAGCCAGAGGGGCUCGGGGGACCCUGGGAGAAGGUAGCAGCAGCCCCACUCCCUCCUUCUUUCCCUCCCUCCCUCCCCGCCCCCACCCCUGGGCUGGCUGGGCUCCCAUCAGCCGCGCUGCAUCAUCAAUAUUUCAUUGGCGUCAAUAAGAGGCAGCAGCCGGGACAGCGGCUGCAGCACGGCAGCACUCCAGCCAGCUCCAGUCACAGUUCGCCUGGGGAGUCAGGCUCCUGUCCCUGCCCACCACCAUGGACGUCUUCAAGAAGGGCUUCUCCAUCGCCAAGGAGGGUGUGGUGGGCGCCGUGGAGAAGACCAAGCAGGGGGUGACAGAGGCGGCUGAGAAGACCAAGGAGGGUGUCAUGUAUGUGGGAGCCAAGACCAAGGAGGGUGUCGUGCAGAGUGUGACCUCAGUGGCUGAGAAGACCAAGGAGCAGGCCAAUGCCGUGAGCGAGGCCGUGGUCUCCAGCGUCAACAUCGUGGCCAACAAGACCGUGGAGGAGGCGGAGAACAUCGCAGUCACCGCCGGAGUGGUGCGCAAGGAGGACCUCGAGCAACCUGCCCCCUCACCGGAGGGUGAGACGGCCAAAGUGGAAGAGGAAGAGGCCAAGGAGGCCAAGAGUGGGUGAGAUUAGAGGGCCACAAGUGAGCUGCGGAGGCCCUGAGGAACCCAUCCCCUUUGCCUUGGACACCAUCCCUUCCCAGCACAAGGAGUGCCUUGCCCUGGAGUGUGACCUGCGGGGCCACCCAUGGUCCCCACACCCUUGCCCGGCUGCCCACAGGCUGGUCCUCCCAUGCUGCCACGACCGCCUUCACUUCCCUCCUUUGCCGCUUCCUGCCUCCUGGUUCUUCUGACCCCACUGAUGCUGCUGUGAAUUUUUUUUAAUGAUUCCAAAUAAAACUCAAGUCCCCACUACAUA